This is a messenger RNA of Macaca mulatta (Rhesus monkey), 2558 nucleotides long. The record is from RefSeq and is a predicted model, not a curated record. Lineage: Eukaryota; Metazoa; Chordata; Mammalia; Primates; Cercopithecidae.
GGUGAUGGGGGAACCACAUGGAUAUCUUGGAGAAGAAUUGUACAGGGAACAGUGUGCAAAGGCCCUGGUGGUAACCAAUAUAGAUGGAGUAGGAGGGAGAGUAGCAGGGGAUGAAGUCAGAGGAGUGGCAGAAGGUCAGAGGACAGAGGGUCUUGUAGACCAUUAUAAAGAUUUCGGCUUUUACCCUUAGUGAGAUGGGAAGUCAUUGGAGGCUCUUGAGGAGAUAAUACGGAAGCUGUAGAGAGGUUAAAUAGCUUUUCCAAGGUAAAACAGCUUGAGUGGCAGAAGGUAGGGAGUUAAGCGCCAAGGCUGAAGUUCUUAACCCUAUGCUGCAUUUGGGCAUUGCUCUCCUGUGACUUCAAAGAAACUGGGACACUGGGAAGUUAUGCGGCUUGCCUAAGGCCACACAGCUGGUGUCUGGACCAUACUGGCUUCUCUUGCAUGGAGGUCACUGAAGUGGGAGAGGAGGCAAACUGAGGAGACCGUCUCGGCUUCGGGCGGCGGUGCUGUUCCUUAGGAAGCUCCAGCCCUUGGCUCUACCGGACUGCGGGCAUCUUUCCCGAGCAAGGCACGGAAGAAAAGAAAAUUGGCCUUUAUUUCGGGGUGGCCCAGCAGGCAUCCAAGAGCCAGAGGAGCAGGUGUCACGGGAGAGCGGCGAGCAAGGCCAGGCCAGGAGGAGCAACCGCAGCCGCCCACGGUCGCCCCUUCCUGACCCACCCCAGGUGUCCGGAGUUCCGCGCCCGGGUAGGGGAAGGAGGGCGGACGGGGCGGGGUUUUGGCGCCGCGCCCCCGUCACGUGACGAAGCCAUCAUGGCGGCGGCCAGAGGCCUGCCCGGCUCCCGGAAGCAGGCUGUGAGGGGCGGGAGCGCUGCUGGAACCCGAGCUGGAGCCGCAGCCACAGCGGGGAGGGUGGCCGGGCGGCCUGGAGCCGGACGUGUCCGGGGUGUCCCCGCAGACCGGGACAGCAGGUCGUCGGGGGCCCACCAUGCUGGUGACUGCCUACCUUGCUUUUGUAGGCCUCCUGGCCUCCUGCCUGGGGCUGGAACUGUCAAGGUGCCGGGCUAAGCCCCCUGGAAGGGCCUGCAGCAAUCCCUCCUUCCUUCGGUUUCAACUGGACUUCUAUCAAGUCUACUUCCUGGCCCUGGCAGCUGACUGGCUCCAGGCCCCCUACCUCUAUAAACUCUACCAGCAUUACUACUUCCUGGAAGGUCAAAUUGCCAUCCUGUAUGUCUGUGGCCUUGCCUCUACAGUCCUCUUUGGCCUGGUGGCCUCCUCCCUUGUGGAUUGGCUGGGUCGCAAGAAUUCUUGUGUGCUCUUCUCUCUCACUUACUCACUAUGCUGCUUAACCAAACUCUCUCAAGACUACUUUGUGCUGCUAGUGGGCCGAGCACUUGGUGGGCUGUCUACAGCCCUGCUCUUCUCAGCCUUCGAGGCCUGGUACAUCCAUGAGCACGUGGAACGGCAUGACUUCCCUGCCGAGUGGAUCCCAGCUACCUUUGCUCGAGCUGCCUUCUGGAACCAUGUGCUGGCUGUAGUGGCAGGUGUGACAGCUGAGGCUGUAGCAAGCUGGAUAGGGCUGGGGCCUGUAGCGCCCUUUGUGGCUGCCAUCCCUCUCCUGGCUCUGGCAGGGGCCUUGGCCCUUCGAAACUGGGGGGAGAACUAUGACCGGCAGCGUGCCUUCUCAAGGACCUGUGCUGGAGGCCUGCGCUGCCUCCUUUCGGACCGCCGCGUGCUGCUGUUGGGCACCAUACAAGCUCUAUUUGAGAGUGUCAUCUUCAUCUUUGUUUUCCUCUGGACACCUGUGCUGGACCCACAUGGCGCCCCUCUGGGCAUUGUCUUCUCCAGCUUCAUGGCAGCCAGCCUGCUUGGCUCUUCCCUGUACCGUAUUGCCACCUCCAAGAGGUACCACCUUCAGCCCAUGCACCUGCUGUCCCUUGCUGUGCUCAUCGUCGUCUUCUCUCUCUUCAUGUUGACUUUCUCUACCAGUCCAGGCCAGGAGAGUCCAGUGGAGUCCUUCAUAGCCUUUCUACUUAUUGAGUUGGCUUGUGGACUAUACUUUCCCAGCAUGAGCUUCCUACGGAGAAAGGUGAUCCCUGAGACAGAGCAGGCUGGUGUACUCAACUGGUUCCGGGUACCUCUGCACUUACUGGCUUGCCUAGGGCUCCUUGUCCUCCAUGACAGUGAUAGAAAAACAGGUACUCGGAACAUGUUCAGCAUUUGCUCUGCUGUCAUGGUGAUGGCUCUGCUGGCGGUGGUGGGACUCUUCACCGUGGUAAGGCAUGAUGCUGAGCUGCGGGUACCCUCACCUACUGAGGAGCCCUAUGCCCCUGAGCUGUAACCCCAUGCCAGGACAGGAUAGCUGGGACAGACUCUUGAAUUCCAGCUAUCCAGGAUUGUACAGAUCUCUCUGUGACUGACUUUGUGACUCUGUCCUGUGGUUUCUCCUGCCACUGCUUUGUGUUUGGGAGGACAUGAUGGGGGUGAUGGACUGGAAAGAAGGUGCCAAAAGUUCCCUCUGUGUUACUCCCAUUUAGAAAAUAAACACUUUUAAAUGAUCA